Molecule: messenger RNA, 1164 nt
Organism: Aspergillus calidoustus
Lineage: Eukaryota; Fungi; Ascomycota; Eurotiomycetes; Eurotiales; Aspergillaceae
Source: the annotation of a GenBank genome assembly
AUGGCUGGGCUCAUGAACAGCCCCAGCCGCUAUGUGGCGCUCGUUGUCCUCGUCAUGCUCAUCUUCAAUCUGUACCUCUUCCAGCGAGUCGGCCGGCUGAAUUCCGAGAACGAAGCCUACCGUGAUAUGUCCUUGCAAACCUCCCUCCCGACGGCGACCCUUGACACGAAAGUCGAACCAGCAACCGUCACCGUCACCCAAACUGUGACCGCCACAACGACCAUUACCCCCGACGACAAGACCAUUCCCUCAAAUCCUCAAACUCCAACGCACACCCAGACCCAAGACGAUGACACCACCUCUGAAUUGUCCAUUAAACCACUCCUCGCCCACCAAGCGAUUCCCGACUUCCCCGCCAAGAUCUGGCACAAAUGCGGCCCCAAGGGUGUCAGCGAGCACGCCCAGGAACUCAUGAACAUCUGGCUCCAAAAGAACCCUCACUUCCGUCACGAACUCCUCACCGAUGACAGCGCCGACCAGUACGUCCGUGAACGCUACGCCUACUGGCCCGAGAUUCUCGAAGCAUACAUGGCCCUGACCGUGCCCAUCCUCAAGGCCGACUUCUUGCGCGUCCUCAUCAUGUACGCCGACGGUGGCAUUUGGUCCGACCUCGACGUUGUCGACGACGUUCCCGUGAGCGAAUGGAUCCCCAAGGAACUCUCAGACAAUGCAGACAAGAACCCCAUCAACAUCGUCGUUGGCAUUGAGUUUGACGGCCACCAAUUUACUUCCUGGACCGUCAUGGCAAAGCCUCACCUCCAGCACUUUAAGGCUGUGAUCGAGUAUGUCGUUAAGCAGCUCAAGACCGCCGCGAUUGAACACCACGUGCCCUUAUCGGGUCUCACCAAAUUAAUGAUCGAAGGCGAGGACGUCGUCAAGGUCACGGGUCCGCAGGCAAUCACAGUCGCGCUGCUAGAGAGUGUCUCCAAGGAAUUGGGCCAAGAGGUCACGAAAAAAGACAUUGGCGGUCUCAAGAAGCCGAAACUCAUCGGUGACAUUCUCGUACUCCCGCAAGCGGCGUUUGCUGCGUUGCAGGGCGGCAAGCCGACAGAUCAAGGCCCUUAUCUGGUAUCGCAUCAGUAUGCGGGUUCGUGGAAGAACGACCAGGGCGGCGAGGAGGGCCAAAACCCGCCUGCUGCCGCGAAGGAGUCGGUUGCUUCAUGA